UGAAAAGUUCUAGUUAAAAUGCAUGUAAACUAGUGGUUUUCCAUCAUAAUUUAGGAGUAACAUAUAUGAUCAUUUGAGCCUCUAGAUUGACUUUGACUUUUAAAUUUACAACAUGAGACUGCUGCUAUUGUGCAACAAUAACAAUAGAGUCAGCUGGAGCUAAUUAUGUUCCUGAUUCUACACGUGGAGCCUCAGUUUGAUGCUAGAACAGCAGGGAAAGGACGCGCCAUUAUCUCCCUUGGUUUUUAUAAUUUACUGUUUUCAUUUGUCCGCACACACACACACACACACACACACACACACACACACACACACACACAGUCCCUCCUUCAUGUUUUGUCAGGAAUGUUCAUGUGUGUGUUGUAUUGAUAACGCGGGUGUGUGUUUGCUGUGUGACAUGUGAGUGGACCGAUAUGGAGUAAACCAGCGCCGGGAAUGGAAACACGCUGAGGGAAGAAGAUUGUCAUGGCGGACCCAGAGGUGUCAACACAGAGUGGGGGCUAUGACGUGGAGCUGUUUGUGGAAACUCCAGACUACGAUCUGAUCUGCACCAUCUGCCAGGGGGUCCUCAGGUGUCCAGUUAGAGCUGCAUGCCACCACAUCUUCUGCAAGAAAUGUAUCUUACAGUGGCUGAAGAGACAGGAGACCUGCCCCUGCUGCAGGAAGCCUCUUAACCCCAGUUUGAUCUUUGUCAUGUUCAAGCUGAGCAAAUCAAUUGGACGCAUGAAGAUCAAGUGUAAGAAUGAGAUCCGUGGCUGUGCGGAGACCUUCUCCCUGUCGGAGCAGUACGGCCACAGCCUGAGCUGCCUCUACGAGCUCAUCCCGUGUCCCUACCAGGGCUGCCGGGCGCAGCUCCUCCGUAGGGACCUGGACACCCACGCUCGCCACUGCGAACACUGGCGCCAGCCCUGCCACAUGGGCUGCGGCACCAUCCUGUCCCACCGCACCCAGGCUCAACACAACUGCUACAAGCAGCUGAGGCAGGAGUACGAGGCCCGGCAGAGGAACCACAGGGCCAUCGCCACCGCCCUGCAGAGGAAGAUGAGGCGCAUGCAGAGCACCAUGGCCCACAUGAAGAGGCAGAUCGGCCUGAUCUGUGAGAGCCUGGAGGUGAUGGACGACCUCAACGAGGUGGAGGAGGAGGACUUCGGGGAGAGCAGCGGCAGCUCCAGUGGGACUCCCAGUGGAAACAGCAGCAACUGCUGAAACAGGAAGUCAGUGGUUCCAGCUGCAGUGUAUAGUUUCUGCAUGUUUUAAUUCUUUCUGAAGGUGUGCGUUUUUAAAAUAUGUAGGUGUAUCAUUAAAAAGAGUGACUAUGUAAAAAAAAUUUUUUAAAAGUGCUGUAGUUUUAUCUAUUUUGUAAAUAAAGUAUUUAACCCUU
Molecule: messenger RNA, 1381 nt
Organism: Centropristis striata (black sea bass)
Lineage: Eukaryota; Metazoa; Chordata; Actinopteri; Perciformes; Serranidae
Gene: rnf151
Product: ring finger protein 151
Exons: 4
Coding region: 466-1206 (246 amino acids)
Biological process (GO): positive regulation of JNK cascade; regulation of canonical NF-kappaB signal transduction
Cellular component (GO): plasma membrane signaling receptor complex
Molecular function (GO): zinc ion binding
Source: RefSeq, a predicted model, not a curated record